Molecule: messenger RNA, 3810 nt
Organism: Hemibagrus wyckioides
Lineage: Eukaryota; Metazoa; Chordata; Actinopteri; Siluriformes; Bagridae
Gene: slc38a5a
Product: solute carrier family 38 member 5a
Exons: 16
Coding region: 354-1799 (481 amino acids)
Biological process (GO): serine transport; glycine transport; L-glutamine transport
Molecular function (GO): L-glutamine transmembrane transporter activity; glycine transmembrane transporter activity
Source: RefSeq, a predicted model, not a curated record
CAGAGAAUUUUAAUUGAAACUCUUAAAACACAAACACGAAAGUAAGACAGAUAGAAACAGAAAGAAAGAAAGAAAGAACGAAAGAAAGUAAGAAAGACAGAGCAGGAGUGGAGCUCCCAGCUGUGAGUGGUUCUUUCGCUCCUGCAUGAAUCAGUUGUUCCUGGCAGGAGCGCUGUUGAGUGGUAGAGCAAGCAUCAAUACUGGCUGAGUCUUGCAUCAGACAGGAACCACGCGCCCUCGAGACGGACGUGCUGCUACAUGUUCUCUACUCGUACUGUGAUAUCAUUUUCAGACUUUUCCUUGCUUAGAGGAACGGGUUCCCUGGCAGAUCAUCUCUGUUCAAUCACUACACCAUGGAGCUCGAAAAGUUGGAGAACGGCCACUGCGAGAAAAGAGGCGAAGAGGAUGGGUUUGAUGCCCUGGAGAACAUGCCUGAGAGAGAAGAGUUCAUACCCAAAAAGACAGAUGGGAAGAAAGCUGAGUUUACGGAUUUUGUGGGGAAGACAUCAUUUGGGAUGUCCAUCUUCAAUCUCAGUAACGCCAUCAUGGGCAGCGGCAUUCUAGGUCUAGCGUAUGCCAUGGCCAACACUGGCAUCGUCCUCUUUGGAAUUCUGAUCGUCCUUAUUGCUAUUUUGUCUGCGUACUCCAUCCAUCUGCUGCUGAAGUGUGCUGGAGUGGUCGGGAUUCGUGCCUAUGAGCAGUUGGGUUUUCGUGCAUUUGGAUCAGCAGGCAAAAUCAUAGCAGCCUGCGUUAUAACUAUUCACAACAUUGGAGCCAUGUCCAGCUACCUCUUUAUUGUAAAGACGGAGUUGCCGGCUGUUAUUUUAGGCCUGUUGAACAAAGAUCUAGACUCAGAGUGGUAUGUGAAUGGAAGCUAUCUCAUCAUCAUCGUCAGUGUCUGUAUAAUCUUACCGCUUGCCCUCAUGCGCCAUCUUGGGUAUCUUGGCUACACCAGUGGUUUCUCGCUAACGUGCAUGUUUUUCUUCCUCAUAUCUGUUAUCUAUAAGAAGUUUGUUAUUGCGUGUUCAUUAGAACACUCCAGCAUCAGCACCAAACCCACUUCUAUGCCUCAGCUUAUCACUACAGGCACCCGUGAUGAGUACAUACACAACAGCACCUGUAAGGCAGAACUCAUCACCCUCACACCACAGGCUGCGUAUACCAUUCCUAUUCUGGCUUUCGCUUUUGUGUGUCACCCUGAAGUGCUGCCCAUAUACACGGAACUGAAAAAUCCAACUAAGAAGCGCAUGCAGAAUGUGGCUAACAUCUCCAUCCUGGCCAUGUUCAUCAUGUACCUACUAACUGCCAUCUUUGGCUACCUCACUUUCUAUGAUAUGGUAAAUGAUGAACUCCUGAAAAGUUACUCCACCGAUGACAAACUGAUGCUGUGUGUGCGCCUGGCUGUGCUGGUUGCUGUCACUCUCACUGUGCCUGUCGUUCUCUUCCCGAUCCGCCGUGCUGUUCAGCAGCUGCUGUUCCCUGAUAAACCGUUCCACUGGUUACGUCACAUCGCCAUCGCUGUUAUUCUCCUCAUCUUGGUCAACAUCCUUGUCAUCUUUGUCCCCGACAUCAGAGAUAUCUUUGGUGUCAUCGGAGCCACAUCAGCACCCAGUCUUAUUUUCAUUCUGCCUGGAAUAUUUUACAUCCGCAUCAUACCUGAAGAACAGGAACCACUGAAAUCUCGACCAAAGAUCCAGGCAGCAAUGUUUGCAGCAUUGGGCUUCAUGUUCAUGGUGAUGAGCAUUACCUCCAUCAUCAUCCAGUGGGUGACCGGGGGCCGUCGUGUGGGAGGACACUAACAGGCAUUAAGACAGCAGUAAGCAGUGCAGCGAAGAUGCACACACAAGCACACACUUUCCAUCACUUACCAUCAAACAACGUGGACCUCGAAAACCGAGGGCGCUACAGCCCACAGCAACAACUGUGAGACAUCGCUGUGAAGCAUGCUCUCUGAAGACUUUACACAAGACUCGUGUCAUCUUUUUAUAUAAGUAUCCCAGAAUCUACCACCAUUAUAAAUACUGGACCAGAUGGAUGGAUGGAUGGAUGGAUAGAUGACAGCAGAACAAACAUCAUACAUUCAGCAGUUCUCAGAUUUUUUUCAGUAUCAGUUUAAUUUCAGCUCAUCAUAGGAUUUUAUUGGAACUGUGAACAGAAACCUACUGAUAAGCUCUCCAACACUGCGACACCCUGACAGUAAACUUUUUCUUCUUAACCAAUUUAUGCUCAUACUGGAAUAUUUGUACUGUAGUUAUGGUCUAUAAGACUUAUUUUCUGAGACUUUUACACAUAUUUACAAAAUUCCAAAGACCAAAGACAAACUAAAGACCAUAUUACAACCAAAAAAGAAAACUACACAGUGUUGAAAUAAAAUUGAGCUGAAAGGUUUAAACUAAAAUAAUAUAAGUAGUUAAACGAUUAAUAAAAAGGGCUUUGGGGGGAGAAUGACCAAAAAUGUAACAUAUAUAACAUGAGAGCUAAUACAAAAUCUAAAAUAUUGCUUACAUCGGAUAUGUUCUGUUAUGUUUUACAUCACAGCAGGAUGUUUAAAGAGCAAAUUAUGAGGUCAUUUUUUGUUGUAAAUUAUUGCACAAAGAUAGUUCUGUGUGUGUUUUUUCAGUACAUCUUAAUGCACAGAAAGGCUGCAAAUCUUUUAAAAAGCUGAGUUUAAUUUACUUCCAGUACAUGCAGAUGCAUUUUCAUGACUAUUUACAUAAAAUUAAGUACGGAAAAAAAAAAAAAAGUUACACUAAUUUCUGUAAAUGCUGGUUCUCUUCUCAGAUUACUCAUAUUGAUUACUCACACAGAAAACUCCUACUCCUACUCUUUACACCAUCAUUUCUGUCUUUGCCUGUAGUUUUACUCAUUUUUACUUUAAUGCACAUUCCUCUUCCUCUUGUUUGAGGUUUUCUCACCUGCUUUGUGAUAAAAAAGUUGUACCUCUCACCUGUGUAGGUUUAAAAGUCAGCCCUGGUGCAUGGGGAAAGUUAGGUAAUGCUUUAUGUUGAUGACACUUGACCACAAUAUAUAUGAUAUAUAUAGAUGUAUAUGAUAUAUAUCAGAUGUUCACAUUUAGUCUGCUAUAUAUAAUAGAACAUUUCUGAAACAUUUCCUUUUUUUUCACAUGCAGAAAGAAGUUACAUUUCAAAAUCUGGUUACCCCAAAAGUUAAAAUGUAAAGAAAACCAAGAAUCGCAGACAUUUUGACAGCCGAAAGCUGAUUAGAAAAUGAACUGAUUAGGGUUAUAUUUCAGUCAGAUAGCAUGUAACUCCCCAGCAGCUUCAUCACUCAGUGUGUCAAGAACAAUCCUCACAAUCCUUACCCUCUAUGAACUUUGACAGAAGAAAAUAAAUGUUAGCUUUUCCAAGUAAAUUUUUGAUGAAAUAUAUCUUGUUUUGUAAAUCUUUUGUAAAGAAGUAAAGUCAGAUUUCUGCUGCAGUGAUAUCGAACAGGGUUUCCUAAACCACCACACCGAUGACUUCUGACGUAUUACACUCCUGUAACAAAAAACUGUGCACUUUUAUUUGUCAGCUUCUGGUUAUUUUGUCAACAAACACUGAAUGUUCAUGUCUUCAUGCAUGUUUAGUUCUUUUCUGUAACCAGUUUAGAAAGUGCUGUGUACUGUAGGUCAUGUGAGCAGUAUUGACCCGUUCAAUCAAAAGUGUUGCCAAAUGUUAUAAAGUCUGCACCUACAAAAAAAAUUUUUUUAUAUAAAUUUUGUAUAAAUUUAUAACAUGGACCAAACAUUUGAUGCAGGAAAUUGUGUACAAAAUAUGAAAAUAAACAUAAGUUAUUUGUUGUUUGUAAAUA